AGAGUUGUUUAUCCGGUUGAUUCUGUCUGUAUCGUCUGUACAGGUUCGUCUAAAGAUCUGAUUGAACUGUUCAGAUUUAAAUGUCAAUGUAUCGGAUGAAUAAAAUAUAAACCGAAGCAGAAACCAUCUCAGGAGAAAUUAUACUCUAUGUAAAAGAUCUUCAAAAAGCAAAAUGCGUCUGCGAAGUGAACUCCUGUGUUUGGGGCUUUUACCGGUAAUACAUGCUAUGGGAAGCUUUUUAAUGCGGGCAUCACUUCAUCCUCCCCAUCAUAUUAAGCAACCUUCAGCACAUUCUUCUUCUGGAAUACAUCCUCCUUACUCACUAGGAAUACAUCAACCUGGAAUACAUAAACCUGGAAUACAUCAACCUGGAACACAAAAACCAGGAAUACACCAACCUGGAAUACAUCAACCUGGAAUACAUCAACCUGGAAUACAUCAACCUGGAACACAUAAACCAGGAAUACACCAACCUGGAAUACAUCAACCUGGAAUACAUAAACCUGGAAUACAUCAACCUGGAACACAUAAACCAGGAAUACACCAACCUGGAAUACAUCAACCUGGAAUACAUCAACCUGGAGAACAAAGCCAUUUUGUCCAUCCUAUUCGACCUCCAGUGCCUGGAAUCAGACAACCUGGCGAAAUUAAAAAGAUGUUUGAGGAUGGGCCUUUAUCCUUUAAUCUGGGUCCUCUACGAAUCAGGCAUAUUCCAGACAGAGAGAUCUUAAGCAAACCUCCAUUUGUAGAGCCUUCGUCAGAACCAGGACCGCUCUCUUUCAGGAUUGGACCCAUCUUUUUCAAACAAAAUAAGGAUCCUGGAUUUGAUCCUGUGACCUGCUGUACAAGAUUGGAAGCUAGAUGUGAAUUCAUGUUUGAUUGUACAGACUUCAUUUAGUGCUCUAGUAAAGAGGUCAUUCAUAAUCUUUUAAAAAAAGUCAAGUUACUGUAAAUUAUUCAUGUUAAACACAUAUUACAGUACACACUUUAUAUGAAUAGUUCAUAUUACUGUAAGUACUUCAUAUGAAGUUCAUGUUACUAUACAAACUUCAUGUGAGGUUCAUGUCAUCGUAAAUACUUCAUAAGGAGUUCAUGUUAUUAAAAGACAGGCUUCAUUUAUAGUUCAUUUUACCGUAAAUAUUGCAUUAAGAGUUUAUGUUGCUUUUAAAACCUUAUGCAAGGUUCAUGUUACUGCAAAGAAUUAUCUAGCGUUCAUGUUACUGUAAAGUGCUCAUAAAGCGUUCAUGUUACCAUAAAAAAAUUAUUUAGA
This is a messenger RNA of Eurytemora carolleeae, 1270 nucleotides long. RefSeq names its product repetitive proline-rich cell wall protein 2. Bases 173 to 898 code for a protein of 241 amino acids. The record is from RefSeq and is a predicted model, not a curated record. Lineage: Eukaryota; Metazoa; Arthropoda; Copepoda; Calanoida; Temoridae. The transcript is spliced from 8 exons.